Messenger RNA from Branchiostoma floridae (Florida lancelet), 2834 nucleotides. Its product is annotated as leucine-rich repeat-containing protein 4B-like. NCBI's taxonomy places the organism in Eukaryota, Metazoa, Chordata, Leptocardii, Amphioxiformes, Branchiostomatidae. Gene Ontology annotation, molecular function: protein binding. The record is from RefSeq and is a predicted model, not a curated record. The coding region runs from base 366 to 2174 and encodes 602 amino acids. The transcript has 3 exons.
UGGCGGUCUGCCCUUUCCCGCGAAGAGCCGUAAGAGUCCUCAAUUUCCACCCUGCUUCUGCAGCUCUGUCUGAGGAGGUUCCAGUGGGAGGCUACACGCUAACGGGAAGAGCAGCAAGCAGCACGAGCAAAAGGGGUGGCAGGAGGUCGAUGUGGGGAACUCCGGAUUAUUUGCUCAGAGACUCCCAGCGAUCGGACCCCGAGAAAGCACGAGGCGGGAGCGCGGCGAGGGCGUGCCACGGGGAGGUAUUAUCCAGUCUGUGAUCUGAGAGGGGCCGUCUAGGGCUGCGGAAAUCGGCCGUCCAUAUCAGCCGUCGUCAACGUCUCACCAGUGCUUGGCUAUCGCGUGACCCAGACAGGGCUAAGAUGGAAUUAACGGGAGUGUUCCUGGCCGUGUUGGCUCUGGACAGCGUUCUUGCUGUUGUGGGUGGAGCGGACGUGUGCCCCGAAAUGUGCGUCUGCAACGACCAGAACAAGGUGGAUUGCUCUAACAGGGGGCUGGACCAGAUUCCCCAGGAUAUGCCCUACGCCUCCACAACUCUCAGUCUGAACGACAACCAGAUCAAGAGCAUCCAGGAGGACCAGUUUGUGAACCUGAAGUCGCUGGAAGUGCUGCACCUCUACGCCAACAAACUCACAGACAUCCACUCCAAGGCUUUCAAUGGCCUCACGCUGCUCAAGCGGCUGAUUCUGUCUCAAAAUCAGCUGAAGGAGCUACCGUUGGGGCUGUUCGUGGGCUUGGAGAAUCUAGUCUGGUUGGAUAUAAGCAACAAUCGGCUGCAAACUCUGCCACCGAUGAUCUUCAAGGACCUGUUCUACCUGGAAUACCUGGAGAUAUGGGGCAACCAGUUGAACUACUUACCUGAGGAAACCUUCAAAGGUCUUGAGAACCUGAGUUUGCUCAUGAUGGGGCAGAACAACUUCACGCGGGUGCCGAGCCUGGCUUUUCGAUACCUCCCGAGUCUGUCCACGCUGAAAAUGGAUGGGCUUCUGCUCGGCAGGUUAGACAACGAGGCUUUCCAGUACGUCACCAUCCUGAGGGAACUGUACCUCGGAGGGAACCAAAUCGCGUCGAUCGGGAACGACACUUUCCGCAACCUCCUCAAACUGGAGUCCCUCGACUUGUCCAACAACCAGCUGCAGACGCUCACCUUGAGCGAGAGCGCGCUCCCGAAGCUCCGGAUUUUCGACUUGCACGACAACCCCUGGAUGUGCGAUUGUAGGCUGCUCUGGCUGCCUGGGUGGCUGAAGGGGCGCAGCUUGGCCGACACGGUCGUGACGUGCGGUCAGCCCAAGCCGCUGCAGGGUAGGAGGUUAAACAACGUUGCUCUGGAGGAUUUAACCUGCCCGCCUCCUGUCAUCAGAGUACCUCCAAAUAGGAAAAGCGUCAAGGAAGGGGCGUCCAUCGCUCUGCCGUGCGAAGCUAAGGGAGACCCGCCGCCUACGGUGAGGUGGAUUACGCCGAACGGAAAGAAAGUCACUUCCUCUAACAAUGACCGCAUGGUGGUCCUGGAUAACGGCACCUUGUUUAUUUCCAAGGCUACCCUGGAUGAUAGGGGGGACUUCACGUGCAUCGCCGAGAAUGUAAAUGGUCAACAUGACAAAGCUACGACUAAACUAUGGGUAAAACCGAAGGGUGGCUUCAUGUGGUCGCCCACGGGCGGGAAGACGGCCCCAAAGAAGGGAGAAACCACGUCCUCGCGGUUCCUAUGGACAAACGUGGGGAUCGGGAUCGGCUCCAUCGUGUUGUGCGUGGUGUUGCUGGUGGUGUGGAAGGUGAUGAAGAAGAGGAAAACGCACAGAGACCGGAACGUCGACGCCAAGCCCAUGACCAUGCGGAACGUUACCACGGUGUCCGGGGUGAGCGAGGUGGGUUCGCAGUACGUGAACCUUCCCGUCGGCUCCGGGAUGGUCACCAUCGACAGGGCGGGCACCAUCGACAGGAACCACCACCGCAACAUCAUCGACGGCACCAUCGACAUCACCCAGGACGAGAAGCCCCCCUACACCAUCACGAACGCCGACGGACUGGGACUCAACCACACCACAAUGAACACGUUCUCCAUGCCGGACAUACACCAGCACAAUAACGAAAGAAUAAACUCCAGUCGAAGUUUAACGACCUUUUCCACCUUUGAUAACGCAGAGUCAGGAAGUAUGGUGGCGACAGUAUGAUAUACCCUUUGUAACAAAACAGAUGAAGAAAAAAUGGCUAUUUUGUUUUACCGACGUUUCGUGUGCAUGUGUGAAAUAAGAGCUGUAGAUAUGUGCUUUCCGAUUGGAAUGAUAUUGUUAAUUAUACCAACUUUUAUACACUAUAGUGAAGACCUUACCCUAAUAAAGAUGAGGGGAAAUAUGUACAGUGGACAAUUCCACUGUCAGGGUUUGUUUUGCCCUCAUCCAUCGACUCUUUUUACAAAAGAAUACUCUCUACAUGUGGCAAACAAAAGGCCACAAAGUUGUUACAAUUUGGCUCUGAGAGACCUCAAGUGUUGCAAAUAUGUCAAAGUAGCAAGUAUCACGACAUUGCGCAUUUUCCUGAAAAAAAAAGGGCAGAAAAGGAAAACUUGUGACUUUUUGUACGAUUAGUAGCAGGGUAUGUACACGUGUACAACACUGUCACAAUUUCUUUGUAUAAAGAAUGGUAAAAUUAUUACAUUGUUUACUUGUUACAAUUGGAAGUCAAAUGUACCAAUUUAGAGUGAAAUGGGGCAUUAACACAAACCUUAAGGUUAACUGUUACAAAGUGACCAGUUAAACUUGAGUAUACCUCCUAAGGCUUAGGUCACAUUUCCAAACCAGGGCCCGGCCGGGAUGUUUUAAGAAACGAAAAAA